Prorocentrum cordatum is the source of this 949-nucleotide messenger RNA. The record is from the annotation of a GenBank genome assembly. NCBI's taxonomy places the organism in Eukaryota, Dinophyceae, Prorocentrales, Prorocentraceae.
CCUACCUCCUACCUCCAUACCUUACAGCGAUGGCGAUUGCCGUUUGCUUCUUCAGUCAACGUGUGUGGGCCUCAUUCGUAUGCAUUUGUUCUCAAUGACGUUUCUCGCCAUUCCGAUACUGCACCAUUUCUCUUCGAGUCAUGUCUCAGAGCGACCUGCCUAGAGAAUCCAGGCGCGAUGGCGCCAAGAUCCCGCUCGUCACAAGAAACCUUCGCGAACUGCCUCCAGGGUUCUCGAACGAGCAGGUCUUGCACAUUCCCGUGUUGAUUCGUCAGAGGUCCAGGGCGCCCGACGCGGGCGAAGAGCGGAGGCAGUUCCUCAAGAGGCUCCGAGUGGACAACGCAGACGUCGAUGAACCUCUUACAGCGAUGCCGAAGGUGUCCGCACGACAGCACGACGACGACAUCAAGCACCCCACCAAAUCUCCAGAAGAGGUCCCGUCAUCGCAGGAACCCUCGCAGAAGGCGCAAGGACUGCGGUUAGGCUGUGAGUGAGACGCCAAAGUUGUCAUCCCCUUCGGUCGGGUUGACCGUGCCAACAGUUUUCUCGAAGGCCCAUUGGGACACAGCGUUUGCGCCCGCUGCUGCGUCUUCUGCUUUUACGGUCGUGGAACAGUCCACAACGCCCGAGGUUUGCACCUGUCGGGGCCAGCGCGCGCGCGGAAGCCUUUGCCGGAGACGCUGCCGCCAGUCGAUGAGCCCCGCGACCAGGGCAUGGUUGCAGGCGCAGCGCCAUCUUCCCAGCUUCUGUUCUGCGACGUCUUGGUCCAGCUCGGUGCGCCAAUGCCUUUCGACGGUGCGCUCGAUGUGCCCGAUUCGCUUCCUCGUUAAGUUUGCGUUGCGCGUCCACGGAAAAGGUGCGCAUUCUGACGUUUGAGCAUUAUUGCUCGUUUUGAAAAAGCAUGCCAGAUGCGUUGUUGGGGGAAGGAGGGCAACGCUUCGACCCGAAC